UAGCACGGCAUAUCGCAUACGAUCUUAAAAACUAGUGACAGAUAAUGGAGAAAUAUGUCAGGAUUGUUCAAAAGCUUACUUCGUUAAACAUCAAAUUAGUAGCAGUGGACUUUGAUCAAACGAUUAUCAAUAUGCAUACGUGCGGUGUGUGGCAAUUUUCUAGUAAAAGUCUUGUUCCUCGUGUGCGGCCGUCUUUCAAGCAGUUCUUCAAGGCGGCGUUGAGUUGUGGCGACUUGCACGUAGCGAUAGUGACUAAAUCGCCGCAGAUUUCUCUUAUACGUGAGGUUAUGGAGCAAGCUUUGCCUGAAUGUGACACCAGUAGAAUACAUUAUAGAGGCGCAGAUGGAGAAUGGAAGGAAGUGAAAGGAGUUUCGAAGGAAGGAAAACAACAGCACAUUCAGUCUGUGAUUCAACAGAUUGAAAAAGACCACAAAGUGAAAAUAAAAAGGGAGGAAGUUAUUCUCUUAGACGAUGAUGAAACAAACAUUUCGGAGGCAAGGAAUAGUAAAAUGAAAACACUUCUUGUGAAAGGAGAUGAUAGCCUUGAUGAGCUCCUGGAAGCAAGGUAUUGGAGUCAAGUAUCUUCCCUUUGAGUGACAUCAGAAUUGCUCUUGUACUUUUCAAGAAUGUUUUCCUGGAUGCUCAUUAUCAGCUGUAAUGCAAUAUCAAUCCUUUUGGGGAAAGUAGUGUUGAUAACAGAGUUGCACAUUGUGGUUGUGUGUUGCCCAGGACAAUUUACACUAAUGGGGGAGGGGACACCACACUGGUUUGGUGCAUUAUCAUUUUCUUUCAUUUAUUAUUGUAGUAAUGUACUUGGAAAAAAACACGCACUUCUGAUUGGCUGAAAACUAGUGCAUUUUUCAUGUAACAUGGGGGAAAAUUACAAAUAGCGCAAGAUGCUUUUUUCGUGCAAAUUAAUUAAUGAUAAGUAAUGACAAGAUUUCUCAUGUAGGGAAUUUAGCUCUAGAGGAAGAUAAAAGCAUCAAAAACAUUUCUUCUUUUCCAUUUGUCUAUUUGGUUAUAGAUCAGAAAUUACUUUGAAAUACGAUAUGAAUACACAAAUGAGGAAAAAUAUAACUUUCUUAUUACGUCAUUCUGAACAACAAGUGCCCUCUAUGCAACGACCAAUCACAGAGCCGAGAAUUAAGUUCAUUUUAUAUCGUAAUUACCUUAGCAGUUGAACUAGCUUGAGACUCAUAGUACUAGUACUUUCACUAAACAUACAUGGCUGUUCUAGGGGGGUGACAACCAUUAAACAUCAGGGUUACCUAAGGGGAGUCCCUAUAGGUCCAAAUAGUACAACAAUACUGUUGAACUGUCAGGAAAACCUGAUAAAUGCUUGAUGUUAAUGACAUGGUGUGCCGUCUGGA
Pocillopora verrucosa is the source of this 1370-nucleotide messenger RNA. RefSeq lists its product as uncharacterized. The record is from RefSeq and is a predicted model, not a curated record. Lineage: Eukaryota; Metazoa; Cnidaria; Anthozoa; Scleractinia; Pocilloporidae.